This is a messenger RNA of Loa loa (African eye worm), 1748 nucleotides long. RefSeq lists its product as hypothetical. The coding region runs from base 44 to 1435 and encodes 463 amino acids. The transcript is spliced from 11 exons. The record is from RefSeq and is a predicted model, not a curated record. Lineage: Eukaryota; Metazoa; Nematoda; Chromadorea; Rhabditida; Onchocercidae.
UUUUAGAUUUAGUUCAACUUACCGUGAUACUAACGUUUCAACGAUGGUCGAUAAUUCACAUAACAGUUCAAAUGUGCAGACCAGUUCGAAUUCAAGAUUGAAUUAUGUACAUUUGAUGCAGUUUAAUGCAUGCUAUGAAGCAAUGCCAACAAGCUCAAAAAUGGUUGUUUUCGAUACCAAACUUCUGCUCAAGAAAGCAUUUAAUGGACUUAUUUAUCAAAAUACACGGCAUGUAUUGCUAUCGGAUUCGGCGAAGAAUAAUGCAAUCGUUGGCAUAUUAUCCGUAACAGAUUUUAUCCGAGUCCUCUUGUUACUACACAAGAUGAAAAACGAAAGGAAAGAUAAGCAAAAAGGACCCGUAUGCGACGAUGAUAAAAAUUCGCUAACAAUUAAAACAGGUGUAGAUAGAAAUACCAACUUAGAAUUGAAUGAUAAUGUAACGCAAUCGGAAAUGUCUGAUGUGGAGAAGCAACAGAUCAAUACUGCGGAUGAUGAAUGUCAGAAUAAAAAGGAAGUAAAAGAAGAGGUGACGGACGCUGUAAUAAAUACACUGAACGAGGACAUCGGAACUCUUACCAUAUCCGAAUAUCGAGAUUUAGUUUGCCGUGAGGGAAAGUUAAUGGAUCUUGUAUCAAUAACUGCGGAAGAAAGUUUACUGAAAGCGGCUUUUUUACUCAGUAAACAGCGUAUACACCGUUUGCCAGUGUUGGAUCCGAACGAUGGAAGUCCAUUGUUCAUUUUGACCCAUAAACGGAUUCUCAAAUUUUUAUGGCUUUUCGGUCAGUCACUUCAUGUUCCCAGUUAUCAUAAUAAAACCUGUAAAGAACUUGGUGUUGGCACAUAUGAUGGCAUACGUGUGGUCUAUCCGGAUACAUCCUUAAUUUUAUGUCUUGAUAUAUUGCUAAAUAAGGGUGUCAGUGGCGUCCCGGUUGUGGAGCGUAAAACAUUUCGAGUUGUGGAUAUGUAUUCACGAUUCGAUGCGAUUGGUGUGGCGUUGGAGGACAAAAUUGAUGAGCUUGAUGUUACGGUACAGGAAGCUCUAGCUUUCCGGAAUACUUUCAGGCUUGAAAAAGAUCGUGUCGUUUCGAUAUCAGUAGAUGAUUCAUUGUGGACGGCGAUUACAGUACUUGUUGAAAGGAAUGUUCAUCGACUUUGUGUUUUAAAGGACAAUGGCGCUAUUGAGGGUUUGAUCUCUUUAUCCGAUAUAAUGAAUUUUUUGGUUGUUAACGUAGCCGAAUUGCAAACGGAAAAUCUCCAUUAUCAUUCUCGUUUCAGUCAGCAUUCACAGCACAGCUCAUUGGGCAUACUCCCAGAAGGACUCGAAUCGACAAAUGAUCUUUCGGAGAAAAUGGAUGGUGAAGCUGAAAAUUCAUCAGGAAGACAACAUGGUGCUGGCGAACUUCAUCAAAAGUUCCGCACAAUUUCGAUGAACUGACCGUUUGCCUCUUGCUUGUGUUGGUUGAAAAAGUGUUUAAUUGAAUUUUUUUCUGUAAAUAUUAUGCCCUAUUCGCUUCUAUAACAUAGUUUUAGUAAUAUUUGAUCCGGGAACAUGGGAACGUCGUCACCAUUCAUCGAGUAAUGCUGACUGUUACGAUCAUUAAGCCAAUUUCAUAAUUUAAUGACUAUUGUAGAGUCAUCAUUUCACUCUUUCUAACAACAAUUGUCUUAAUAUGUUUGAAACUUCCUGGAUACAUAUAUUGCUAGCAUUGAUUAAUCCCCACUAUUUGAUAUAGGGACGAGAUUGUAUU